Adineta steineri is the source of this 4143-nucleotide messenger RNA. Lineage: Eukaryota; Metazoa; Rotifera; Eurotatoria; Adinetida; Adinetidae. The record is from the annotation of a GenBank genome assembly.
AUGAAGAAAACGACUAGUAGUUCAACAAUGUCAAAAAAUCAAACUACUCUUGGACAAUUUUGGUCAUCUAAUAAAUCGAAAUCAUCAACAACUAAUAUUAAAAAUCCAUCAGUAUCUCAACAUAUUGACGACGAUGAUGAUGAUGAUGAUAUUGAAUUAUUAACUGCUAUGGAACAGUUUGAAAAGAAUAAUUUACCUUCUUCAUCGUCUUCUUCUUCUUAUUCUGUUCCAGCAACUAAACCACCUCCAACAACAACAACAUCUACAUCUACAUCAAAAUGGCCAAUAACCUAUAAACCAGAACAAAAUUCUAAACAAACACAUCAUGGAUCAGUAUCAGCACCUGUAAAUGUGAAUGAACAUAUGCAUACAUAUCCAGAUUUUGAUCGACAAUCAGGAUCUAUUUGGAUUUAUCCAACAAAUUAUGAAAAACGUGAUUAUCAAUAUAAGAUAGUUAGUGAAGCAUUAUUUCAAAAUACACUUGUCGUUCUACCAACUGGUCUAGGAAAAACAUUUAUAGCAGCUGUUGUUAUGUAUAAUUAUUGUCGUUGGUAUCCAACAGGUAAAAUUAUAUUUACUGCUCCAACUAAACCAUUAGUCGCUCAACAAAUGGAUGCUUGUGCUAAAGUAAUGGGUAUUCGAAAGAGUGAAAUGUGUGAAAUGACUGGUGGAGUUAAUCCAGAAGAACGAAAAAGACUAUGGUUAGAAAAAAGAGUGUUUUUCUUAACACCACAAACAUUAAAUAAUGAUCUUGUUAAAACUACAUGUCCAUGGGCAAAAGUUCGUUGUUUAAUUAUUGAUGAAGCACAUCGAGCACUUGGUCAACAUGCUUAUUGUCAAGUUGUUCAAGAAUUAAGUAGAAAUGGUGAAGAUUAUCGUAUUCUUGCACUUAGUGCAACACCAGGAAAUAAUGUCGAAGCUGUACAAAAUGUUAUUCAAAAUCUUAAAAUAUCUCAUAUUGAAAUGUUUACAGAUGAUUCACCUGAUAUUAAAAAAUAUAGUUUUGAUAAAAUAAUUGAUAAAAUUGUUGUUAGUUCUAAUAAAUUAAUGCAAGAUAUGCGACGAUGUAUUUUAAGUAUACUCCAAAAACCAGUUGAAACACUUGCUAAAUUAGGAGUUGUUUAUCAAAAGAAUCCUGAACAUAUUUCAUGUGGAUCACUUAUUUUAACAAUGAAAAAAGUAACAAAAGAUAAGCCAACGAAUUUAAAUGAUAAACAAUACCAAGAAGCUAAAGGUGCAAUUUUCUUUGCCAUAUCAUUCUUUCAUGCACUUGAUGAAUUAGAAAAACAUGGUUUACAAUCUGUAUAUAAUUUCUUUAAAAAAAAAUUAACUGAAGAUAAAAAAAAUGGUUUAUUACAUGCAACAUUUAAACAUAAUACCGAAUUAAAUGAAAUCUAUACUCAAUUACAAAAUCUAUUUGAUUUAUCACAAGUUAGUACACAACAACGACGUGUAACAAGUGUCCAAGUUGCUCAUCCAAAAUUAGCUAAAUUACGUGAAUGUGUUGUUGAACAUUUUCAAACAUUUGAACGUACAAAAACAAAAGCCGAUGAUCAAACACGUGUUAUUAUAUUUAGUGAAAAACGUGAUAGUGUUAGAGAAAUUACAGAACUUCUUGAACAAGAUCGACCAUUAGUUAAACCAAUGUUAUUUAUUGGACAAGCUUCAUCACAUGGUGCUGGACAGGGUAUCAAUCAAAAAUUACAAAAAAAAGUUGUGACUGAUUUUCGUGCUGGUGGUUAUAAUGUACUUGUAGCAACAUCAAUUGGUGAAGAAGGUUUAGAUAUUGGUAGUGUUGAUUUAAUUAUUUGUUUUGAUGCACUUAAAUCACCAAUUCGACUUGUUCAACGUAUGGGUCGAACAGGACGUGCUCGACAAGGUCGAAUUGUUCUUCUUAUGACUGAAGGUAAAGAAGAACGAACAUAUCAUGAAGGUGAAAUGCAACAAAAACGUAUAUUUAAAUUAAUUAUUGAUGGUGCACGUAUGCUAAAUUUAUAUCCUAAUAAUCUUCGAAUGGUUCCAUCCGAUAUUCAACCCAAAUGUCAAGAAAUGGCAGUUAAAAUGACUGAUGAUACUGAUAUAUCGGAUAGACAAAAUAAAAAAAAGUUUAAAGCAAACGAUACAGAUUUUAAUUCAAUAAUAAAUAAAACUAAACAACAAGAAAAUUUAUUGAAAUUAUUUCGUAAAGAUAAAUUACUUACUGAUAAUGAAUUUUAUCAUUGGGUAAGAAAUUAUCAAUUAAAUGAUGAUGAUGAUGAUAAUGAUAAUAAUGAAAAAUCAAUAUCUACUAAAGAUCGAUUAAAAUUAAUGAUGAAAACAGUUAUUGAAAAAUGGUCAAAUGAACAACGAGAAAUUCAAAGUCAAACAAUGCAUUCAUCUCGAACGAAAAUAUUAGUAGAUUUCAUGAAGAAUUAUACGAAUGAAAGAAUUUUUGUUGAUAUUCCAAAUAAUACAUGGCCAAUGGAUGAACCAACACCAAUUGAAACAAUUAUUCCGGAACGACCAAAAAUGCCAUCACCAUUUGAUCGUUCAAAAUUAAAAGAACAAAUUAAAGCAAAGGUAAUAUGUUCACCACUUGAUCUAACGAAAUUACCCAACGAAUGUGAUCAAUUAUUAAAUCUUCAAGCGAUUGUACAUAAAAAAGAUGAAGAAAUUGAUUGUGGAGAUUUAUUUGGUACUGGUUCAACAUUUGAUAUAACAUGUCCAAAGUUGGAAUCAACUAAUAUUGAAUCCAUAUAUGAUAAUGAUGAUGUUAAUACUGGAAAUUUUAAUAUUACAAUGGAUGAUCUAUUUCCAGCAUCUCAAACAUCUCAUUUAUCACCAACAUUACAGAUAAAUGAUGUUAAAUCUCAACAAAAAAGUCUUUUUGAUGAUGAUGAUGAUGGUAUGGAUGAUGAUGAAUUAUUAGAAGCAUUUAAUCAACAUAUGGAAUCAUCAUCAAAUCAAAUAACAAAUCCAAGUCCUGUAUUAGUACUGACAAAUAGAAUUAAUACACAGCAUCACGAAAAUACUCAAGCAGCUGAUAUUACAUUACCGAAAUUUGAUUUAGAAUUUAGUUUCGAUGAUACUAAUACAGUCAAUACACAGCAGCAAGAAAAUACUCAAAAAGCUGAUGUUACAUUGCCAAAAUUUGACGUAGAAUUUAGUUUCGAUGAUACUAAUACAAUUAAUACACAACGUCAAGAAAAUACUCAAACAGCUGAUGUGACAUUACCAAAAUUUGAUUUGGAAUUUAGUUUCGAUGAUAUUAAUACACAACGUCAAGAAAAUAUUGAAGCAACUGAUGUGACAUUGCCGAAAUUUGAUUUAGAAUUUAGUUUCGAUGAUAUUAAUACACAACGUCAAGAAAAUACUCAAACAGCUGAUGUGACAUUACCAAAAUUUGAUUUAGAAUUUAGUUUCAAUGAUCUCGAUAAUAGUGAUGAAUCCAAUAAGAAAAUACUCGAUACUUCUAUAUCUGAAACAACAAAUAAAAAUAAUGUUACAACAGAUUCUGAGAAAUUUGAAACACCAAUUCGACCAGUUCCAUCAAAGAAACGUGUUCGACGUCUUUCAAUUGUAACACCUGAUAUAGUCGAAAGAAAAAAAUCUAAAAGUGCACAAGAACUUUCUACUGAACAACAAGAACGACAUUUUCAUCGACGAUUAGCAUCAAAUUUUCUUGAUCAAGAAGCUAGUGUUGAUGAAACACUUUCUCAAACAGUAUCAUCAGAUGAAGUUGAAAAUGAUCAUGAUAAUGAACAUGAUCAUUUUAUUGAUGAUCGUCAAGUUUUAACACAAAUGCCAAAUAUUGAUAUGACAAGUAUUUAUUUAAAAAGUAUAAAAAGUCCACAAAUAAAUAUACGUCAACCACCACGAUCAAUACCAAUAGAAGAUAUUUAUUCACAAUUACCACAUAUGACAAUGGAAGAUGAUAUUUAUGAUGAAGAUGAUAGUUUUGUUGAUGAUACAACACAAAUAAUAGAUGAUCAUCAUGGUGAAGUUGAUUAUGAUGAACUUGCAAAUAUUCUUGGUACUCAAUCAGUUGUACAUCGUCAAUGUAAAGUAACUAGACGUGGUGUUAAAUUUGGACGAACAUCAGAAACAACAACACCACAACGUAAACUACCACGUCGUGUUCAAAUAGCACAAAGUCCUAUGUAA